Molecule: messenger RNA, 3688 nt
Organism: Porites evermanni
Lineage: Eukaryota; Metazoa; Cnidaria; Anthozoa; Scleractinia; Poritidae
Source: the annotation of a GenBank genome assembly
AUGGCGGCUUCUUUGCUGUCUUUUUCCUGGCGCUCCAUUCCCCAGAGAAUAACUUCUUCCUUAAGUCAAUAUUUUUCCAGUGAUGGCAUUUUAUUGAUUGUUGCGGUAAUUUUAGAGAUCGCAUCAUGCGUUACUUUGAUUAUGGUGACAAUGUUAUGCGCUGGUCAGUGCUUAUUGUUCGCGAAAAUUUAUGAGAGGAAAAGGAUCCUGGAAGGAUCCCACAAAGUAUGGUGUGCCCUGCCGAUAUUUUUACACGUUAUAGCUCUUGGAUCUGCAUUACUUUUCUUGUUUCGGUUUAUCAGAAGAGGGAAAGUUAGGUAAGCGAGAUUAUCACCAUGAGUAUAGUGUGUUCUGUUGAAUUUUAGAUGCUAUGCUAAGUAAAAAUUAGGGCAAAGACUAACAGUUGGAAUCUCUAGUAAUGACCACCUCCUGUAAGUGACCGUGACCACUUUUGCGCCUCAAAGUUUAAUGAUUUUUAAUCUUUUUUAAGUGACCGCUUGGCGUAUUCUCUGAUCUCUAUGUUUGCUGUGUGCACUAUGCUACGUAGAAUAUACAAAGAACUUUAGUAACAAGAUGGAACCUUAGGGGGCGCAAAAUAGAAAUUGCAUGCACUAAAUUAUCUUGUAUAAAGUAGAUGUGCCCAGACCUCUUCUUGGAAGUGGCUUCCUGUGGUUCGAUUCUUGUAAGCAACCACUAAGUCUUUGCAUUUUGGAUGGUCGCUUAUGGGAGGUUCAACUGUAAUGGUAUUUAUGUAAGUGUCAAUGUCUUUAGCGUGACAGAACUAAUAGACGACACAGUUUUUACAUCUUCUGAAAAUGGGACCACAAUUUCUGCAUGGUCAUCUGAGCCAUGGGAAGGUUAGCAGGGUAAAUACCAGUACCUUCAUUUUUCUCAUUGUUGAAACUUCCUUUAUUUAUCACUUGUAGGGGUUAUAGCAAUUUCUUUAAUGCUCUUGCACUACUGACAGCUUCUACAUUGGCGACAUGUAUUGCUUCUUUGGUAAUUAGCCGUGGAUUUCAAGCCUUAUGCGACUCAUUUGUCAUUAACAGGUAAUAGUAGGGAGUUUAAGAAGUGACAUAUUUGAGUGACGCACUUUGACAGUUUACUGUAAGUGAGCCUUUUUCUUUUUUUAUAUUGCUUGACGCUACCAAAUUUGUGUUGCUAAUUGUCUUUACUCUUAUGGAGACAAUUUUCUAAAAAAAUGUGCUUAAAAUUACAGCUGAAGAGUGCAAAAAGGCCACAUUCGGUUGACAUGUGUCGUUCAAAAACGUCGCUGCUUAAACUCAUUAGUCUUCUUCAUCUUUGGCAACUGUUACAUCAACUUUCUCCUAACAAUAUGAAUACAGUAAAUGACCUAAUAAACAACUCUUAUCUAGUACACUGCCCCUCUACACAGUUAAAAUAAUUGUAUUAGAUACCCCUCUCUAAUAAAUGCCUCCUUUCUAAUAGAUGCCCCCUAUGAGAAUUAGCCCAUAAUUCAUUCAGUUUCUUGCUUGAUUUGCAAGGCUUUGCUAUUUCAUCUUGUUCCAUGUCAAGUUUAAAGUAAGGAUAGACUAAUGAUAGCAACACAAUACCAAUGACCAAGGAUUCUGACAUUGAUGUUCGAAUUUCAAAGAGUAGUAUGGAUCUCUAGAUGGCAUAGAUACAUGUAUCAGUUGGAGGGGAUAUUACACUAUUUCUAAACUCUCUUGAUAUUUUUGCCGAAAAUGUAUUACAUAAUUGUAGUUUUUAAAUGCCUCCUAUCUGUAAGACGCCCCUGCUUGGACCCCUAGAAUUAAAUAGAUGCCGCAAAUGAAUGUAUAUAUGUUGUAGUUCCAUUUUGAUCCUUGGUUUAAAUUUAUUUCCCUUUGUUUUGUGGUAUGGUAAUGUAUGAAAACAAAAACAAAGAGAAAUAGAAUUUAAACCAAAAAAUUUAAUCACUACAUAUUGCCAUGGGGGCUUAAAAAGGGUUAAAAACAAAUUUGACCAUGUUUAGAACUAAAAAUAACUGUACAAUACCCACCCUGUAUAGGAAAACAACUUCCGCUUUUUGUUUAGUCAAAGGAGCAAAUGGCACACAUUGACAAGAAGUUUGUGGAAAGCCUAGUUGUGGUCAGAAAACACACCAGAAAUUAUUUCAGUGUUUUAAAAGUCUUUUGUAGGCUAAAUAAAGUAGGGUCCAUAAAUCCCUUGGAACUAGCAGUUAUUUAAAGUGAUGAAGGGAUCAUCUGAUCUUAACAACCUCUGUUGCAGAUGUACAGAUCUCCAUUUUGAUUCAAUGGAUUGGAAGAAAUUUACUCCAAAGUACUGUGACUGUGACAAAGGUUAUUCUUUACUGGAAUCAACUUUGGUAAAAGUCUUAUUUUUCAGUAAUCUUAGGUAGAGCAUUAAAGAUUAAGCCUAAUAUUGAUGUACUGACUAGUAUCAUUGUUGUAUUUUUCUUUUGGGUUGAUACCAGGGGUUUGUUGUUGUAAAACCACAAACAUUUUGUAAACACUUGAAAUAUUCUGGGAAACAUUAAUUUUUUAUGUAACCACUCACAUUGAAUGCCAAGACACAUGAAAUGAUAAACCAUAAGCCACAAACUAAUACAGUGGAAUUUUCAGUUCUCAGCAGCCAUUUCUAUGAAUGGCACAAAGAAGUACUUCAUAGGUAACCAAACAAUACAUCUAUUGUGGGACAGAAAGCUGCUUGUAGAAUUUUGUGGCAUAAAUCAUAGCAAUCGGCCACACAAAUGCAAUAUCUAAAUGCAGUCUUUAUCGCAUUGCCAAAAAUUGCUGUCAGCAAAAUUUAACUGUAGUAUUUAUUCAGUGCCAAAAUAAAAAUAUUGGUAAUAGGUAGAGUGUGAAUUCAGAGAUACGUGUGGCAUUAACGACUUAAUAUUAAAGUCAUUUGGCUUUGUUUGUCAAACCAAAAAGGUAAACUCAUGUGGUCUUAUUCCUGAGCAUUUGGUUGGACAAUGAUAAGGCCAAGUCGAAUGAUGGUGUUCUCUGUCAACCAAAAAGGAAAAAUUUUCAUUAAUUUGUGGAAAAUCAGUCAGUUAAAGUUCUUUUGGUUUCAGCCUUCUCAUGCUAUAUAUAAACUCUGACUACUCUGAUGGGUUUCAUUUCGCUAGGGAGGAACAUAUAUCACUAUGAUGUCACAGUAAUAGUCGUGACCUAGUCUUGACACAUGAGAAAACAACACCAUGCAUGCACGGGGUGGUCUUUCUGUAAUAAUAAGGUCGGAUCAGUAUUUGAAAACCACCAGCAUUAGCGAUGCAAGGAAGUGAUGUCUCAAAAUUUGAGAGUGUUUGUUUUCUGCUAGCUGUGGUUAAAUUUGGCAAGGAAAGUACACUCAAAGGAUUUGAUCACUACGACUAGGGAUGUGUGUUUGGGGAAACACAUAUCCCAAGUGAAAUGUAUUUCCGCUGCCUCCUGAUUUCACCUUUUUGGUUUGAUAAACAAAGCCAUGUGACCUGAGAGAUUUAAAACGCUUGGCUCGAAAAUUAACUGUCACAUGUGUCUUUGAAUUUGUGGUCUACCUGUUUCGUUAGUGCUGUAUGCUGUGAUAAAGAUCAUUUACUUUGCUAAAGACAGGUUACCCAGUCCUCAUCAAGCUUUUGUUGGUUUUGUUUUCUUAGGUGUGCUCAUGGUGUUCCUGUUUCAUAUUUUUCCUUUUGUGUAUAGUCCAUGCUCUUCGAGCAUUCACAGGACCCCCACCAAUGUAA